GUCCUCCAGGCCAGACGGAGUGAGCCGAGCGCCGUUGUGCCUCCAGGCGGUUGGUGACGUGGAUCUUUGGGCGGGAACAAGAUGAAGAUGAACCGGCGCUGAGACCCCGGACCCUGGAUUUAGGAGCCGUUGCUGUGGACAGAGAGACGGGGACAUGAGCAGCCAUUGAGGGCGGUCAAGGUGCCGGUGACCCCCCCCCCCCCAUCUGGUGGGGUUUAGGAGCCGUUGCUGUGGACGGAGAAACGGGGACGUGGCAGAGCCCAAGCCAGCUGGAGAUCCAUCGGCGGGUGCACACCGGUGAACGCCCCUUCGACUGCUCGGAGUGCGGCAAGAACUUCAUCAGCUAUAACAACCUGGUGCAGCACAACAGCGUGCACUCCAACGAGAGGCCCUUCACCUGCUCCGACUGCGGCAAGAGCUUCAGGACGGCGCAUGACCUGAAGAUGCUGCAGCAGGAGCACACGGGCGAGAAGUCCUAUCGCUGCUCCACCUGUGGCAUGAGCUUUGCCCGAUCAUCGGGGUUAUUGCGGCACUGGCGGGUGCACAGCGGUGAGCGGCCCUUCACCUGCUCCGACUGCGGCAAAGGUUUCAAGUCAUCGACGGACCUGAAGGUGCACAGACGCCUGCACACCGGGGAGCGCCCCUACACCUGCAGCGACUGCGGCAAGGGCUUCACCCAGUCCCACAGCCUGCUGGUUCACCGGCGCACCCACACCGGCCAGCGUCCCUUCACCUGCAGCGACUGCAGCAAAGGCUUCAAGUCAUCUAAUGAACUGAAGAUGCACAGGCUCGUGCAUACCGGGGAGCGGCCCUACACCUGCAGCGACUGCGGCAAACGCUUCAUCCGCACCAGCAACCUGCUGGUGCACCAACGCACCCACACCGGCGAGCGCCCCUACACCUGCGCCCAGUGCGGCAAGGGCUUCACACAGUCCAGUCAACUGCUGUCCCACCAGCGCACCCAUACUGGCGAGCGCCCCUACACCUGUGCCCUGUGCGGCAAAGGCUUCACCCAGUCCCGCAACCUGCUGAAGCACCAGCACAUCCACACCGGCGAGCGCCCCUACACCUGUGUCCAGUGCGGCAAAGGCUUCACUGAUUCCAGCCACCUGCUGGAGCACCAGCGCACACACACCAGCGACCGUCCUGUCCCCAGC
Amblyraja radiata (thorny skate) is the source of this 1157-nucleotide messenger RNA. Its product is annotated as zinc finger protein 239-like. The annotation marks the transcript as partial. Lineage: Eukaryota; Metazoa; Chordata; Chondrichthyes; Rajiformes; Rajidae. The record is from RefSeq and is a predicted model, not a curated record. The transcript is spliced from 3 exons. Gene Ontology annotation, biological process: regulation of transcription by RNA polymerase II. Gene Ontology annotation, molecular function: DNA-binding transcription factor activity, RNA polymerase II-specific; RNA polymerase II cis-regulatory region sequence-specific DNA binding.